Messenger RNA from Miscanthus lutarioriparius, 510 nucleotides. NCBI's taxonomy places the organism in Eukaryota, Viridiplantae, Streptophyta, Magnoliopsida, Poales, Poaceae. The record is from the annotation of a GenBank genome assembly.
AUGUGUCUGCCGUUCUCCUGCGGCGGCGGCCACAAAGGCGAUGAUGGGUCACAGCAUGACCCUAGCGUCCAAGCAUAUGGCCACCAUGGGACGACCAACUUGCCUGCCGCUGCGGGCGGCGAGGGCAAGAAUGAAGGAGCUCGUGCGGCGCAAGGGCAUGCGGCGGAAGUGAACAAGAACGGUGGAGGGCGCAUGACGGCCUUCGGCUACUCAGACGACGACGUCCGUGCUUCUGUCGGUGGCGUUGUCCGAGAUCGAGAGAGUCAGAGUGCUGCCGGGAAGAUCGCCGUGGCGCCCACCACUCCAACAACGCAAGCUUUGAAUAACAAGCAUAGGGAUCUGGUCGCCGCGCAACAAGCUACUCAGCGUACGUAUGUCGUCUCUGCUACUCCUCGCCACCACCAUGGCCAUGGGUCGUCGGCAGUGUCGCAUCCCAGCGAGGCCGCCGAUAACAUGAAGGCACCACUUCAAGUACUACCGAUGGCUCGUCGUGGUCCUGAAGACUACUAG